Molecule: messenger RNA, 2325 nt
Organism: Prunus persica (peach)
Lineage: Eukaryota; Viridiplantae; Streptophyta; Magnoliopsida; Rosales; Rosaceae
Product: rust resistance kinase Lr10
Exons: 5
Coding region: 50-2179 (709 amino acids)
Biological process (GO): protein phosphorylation
Molecular function (GO): protein kinase activity; polysaccharide binding; ATP binding
Source: RefSeq, a predicted model, not a curated record
AAAGAGUUAAAACUGCACUAAUUGGAAAUAUCCCUUGUGCUCUGACAGCAUGUCUGGAGGAAGUCUCCUAUUUGCGGCUUACACAGUGCUCCUUCUUCUUCUUGUUCCUUCCUCUUGUUCCCAAACCGCUUCCAAUAAUAUUACAGCUGAUAACUCUGAUUGUAUCCGUUCUUGUGGAAAUAUUAACAUAAGCUAUCCAUUCCGAUUGAAAGGAGAAUCUAAACACUGCGGCAACAAAAGCUUCGAGCUAUCUUGUGAGGCCAAGGGAAAUGGUACUACUCAUCAUGCAGUGCUAUCCUUGUUUUCAGGAAAGUAUUAUGUACAAGCAAUCAAUUACAAUAACUUCACAAUCCGACUUGUGGAUGUUGGUGUUCACAAGAUCAAGGACAACUACUUCUCCCACCCACUCUUCUCCUUGACCCCCUUCAACUUUUCUUAUUACUCCGAUUAUACAGGUCCUCUUCCUGAGUAUUACCAUAUAGAAUCAUUAAUGUCUAUAAUCUUCCUGAGCUGUGAAAUUCCAAUGAAUCCUUCCGAUCUCAUUGUUGAAACAGCUCCAUGCAUCAGUGGGGUCAACAACUAUUCUUCUUCCAAUUCUUCUUUCUCCAAUUUAACAACAUAUUCUUAUUUCAUACAAUUUCGGUUUGGGUAUGGCUCUGAGAAUGACCGAAGUUUACACAAUUUGCUGGAUUCCUGCAAAAUAACACUAACGGUUAUGGUGUCCCCUUCAACUGAGGAGCACAUGACGUCUUGCAAAGGAAUAUAUAAUGAAAUAGCGCAUGGCUUUGAACUCUCAUGGGAACCUUGCAGUCCGAACAGCACCGCCAUUGCAGUUUCAUGCUCGCCAGAAGCACCCUGGUCAAGAGAAAUCCCUUGGUACAACGAGAUCAUAAUGCUCAUAAUCGAGAAAGUAGGAUACCGUAUUCACCCCAUAUAUGCGUUCUUAGGCUUUGACAGGCUUUUCUCUAUGGGUGGUUACAGAUUAUACCUUGGCCAGCUUCUGGGAUGUGCAGUCGCUCCCCUAGUACUAUACUUAGCAGCCAAAUUUACAAUUGGUUUUCCCUUUGUAACUGCACUGCUAAUAUAUAAAUGGCGAAGGAGGCACUUGUCAAUGUAUGAGAAUAUAGAAGACUUUCUACAGAGUAAUAAUAAUCUCAUGCCAAUAAGGUACUCUUACUCGGACAUCAAAAAGAUGGCAAGAGGUUUCAAGGACAAAUUGGGUGAAGGAGGCUAUGGCUCUGUAUACAAGGCAAAGCUCCGCAGCGGUCACCUUGUAGCCAUCAAGAUGUUAGGCAAGUCCAAAACUAAUAACGGCCAAGACUUUAUCAAUGAGGUUGCUACCAUUGGAAGGAUUCGUCAUGUUAACGUGGUGCGACUUAUUGGCUUCUGUGUUGAAGGUUCAAAACGUGCUCUUCUAUAUGAUUUCAUGUCUAAUGGGUCUCUUGAGAAAUACAUUUUUUCUCAACAAGGAGAUGUGUCUUUAAGUUGCCAUAAAAUAUUUGAAAUCGCACUUGGAGUGGCUCGUGGUAUUGAUUACCUCCAUCAAGGCUGUGACAUGCAAAUUUUGCACUUUGACAUCAAGCCUCACAACAUUCUUCUAAACGAGAAUUUUACUCCCAAGGUCUCUGAUUUUGGGUUAGCAAAGCUAUACCCAUUGGAUAAUAGCAUUGUAUCUUUGACUGCAGCAAGAGGAACCAUGGGAUACAUUGCUCCAGAACUGUUCUACAAAAACAUUGGAGGUGUUUCGUACAAAGCUGAUGUGUAUAGUUUCGGAAUGCUAUUGAUGGAAAUGGCUGGUAGAAGGAAAAACCUGAAUGCGGGUAUAGAACAAUCAAGCCAAUUUAGCCAAAUCUACUUUCCGACAUGGGUUUCUGAUCAGUUGAAGGCAGGAAAGGACAUAGAAAUAGGAGAUGAUGCAACAGAUGAGGAAAAGAAGAUCAUAAAGAAGAUGAUGAUGGUGGCUUUAUGGUGCAUACAAAUGAAGCCUAUCGAACGCCCUUCAAUGAAUAAAGUAGUGGAGAUGCUUGAAGGAGAAAUUGAGACCCUCCAAAUGCCUCCAAGGCCUUUCUUAUACCCACAACAAAUUCCUGCAGAUGAAGUUGGUGUGGACAAUCGAAGUCCCUGUGCAUCAAGUGCUUCAGAAUCUGAAGAGAUUACUUUGAUUGCGAAUGCAAAUUAAGUGAAUUAAUAUUAGUCACGAUGUGGAUCUAUGUAAGGGAAAGUUAGCAGCUCUACUCUGUAUUUGAUCAUAGCACAAAUAUGUUUACAUGUUGUAAUUGAUUUAAGCAAAUAAUCAGCCUCUGGCUUUGGUUAUUGUUUGAGAAA